Molecule: messenger RNA, 1050 nt
Organism: Aureobasidium melanogenum CBS 110374
Lineage: Eukaryota; Fungi; Ascomycota; Dothideomycetes; Dothideales; Saccotheciaceae
Product: NMT1-domain-containing protein
Exons: 3
Coding region: 1-1050 (349 amino acids)
Biological process (GO): thiamine biosynthetic process
Source: RefSeq, a predicted model, not a curated record
AUGUCUACUGACAAGAUCACCUUCCUGGCUAACUGGCAUGCCACCCCCUACCACGCCCCUGUCUACCUUGCUCAAGCCAAGGGUUACUUUGCAGAGGAAGGCCUCAAGGUUGCUCUCCUCGAGCCCAAUGACCCUAGCGAUGUCACCGAGAUCAUCGGCAGCGGUAAAGUCGAUCUCGGCUUCAAGGCCAUGAUCCACACCCUCGCCGGAAAAGCUCGCGGCUUCCCUAUCAAGUCCAUCGGUUCUCUCCUCGAUGAACCCUUCACCGGAGUAGUCUACCUCAAGUCCUCAGGCAUCACCACCGACUUCCGCUCCUUGAUGGGCAAGCGCAUCGGCUACGUCGGCGAAUUUGGCAAAAUCCAAAUCGACGAACUGACUUCCCAUUACGGCAUGAAACCAACCGACUAUACUGCUGUUCGCUGCGGUAUGAAUGUCUCCAAGGCUAUCAUUGAGGGAUCUAUUGAUGCAGGCAUUGGACUUGAAAACGUUCAAAUGGUCGAACUCGCUGAGUGGCUUGCCUCGCAAGGAAAACCUCGCAGUGAUGUGCAAAUGCUACGCAUCGACGAACUCGCCGAGCUUGGCUGUUGCUGUUUCUGCAGUAUCCUCUACAUCGGCAAUGAGUCCUUCAUCGCCCAAAACCCCGAAACGGUCAAGGGAUUCUUGCGUGCUUGCAAGAAAGCAACAGACUUCGUUUUGGCUUCUCCCGCUCAAGCCUACGAGGAAUACGUUUCUUUCAAACCUGCCAUGGGAACACCUCUUAACCGCAAAAUCUUCGAAAGAAGUUUUGCCUACUUUUCAAAGGAUAUGAAGAAUGUUGCCAGAGACUGGAACAAAGUCACUGCUUAUGGAAAGAGAUUGGGUGUUUUGCCUGAGGAGUAUACUCCUAAUUACACUAAUGAGUUCUUGGAGUGGACCUUUGACGCUGAAUCUGAAGAUCCUACCGGUGAUCAGAAGAGAAUGGUCGUUUUGCAGGAGAAGGUUGCUGAGAAGGGUGGGUUCCACCGUCUGGGUGCUCCUUUGGUUGAUGCUUCGCAGGCUUGCUUGAUGUAA